CCUCAGCUUUCCUGCGCGUCGUUUACAGAUAUCGCGAGAGCGACAGUUGAGGUUAGCAGCAGGCUUAGGAAGAGACGGGAGAGAAGGUAAGCGGAGGAGGCUGCAUCAUGGCGGACAGAGACAGCGGUAGCGAGCACGGUGGUUUCGCCACAGGCCCCGGUGGUGGCCCGAUGCACCAGGAGGCGAUGGGCGCCUCAUCGCGGCUCCAGCAUGACACGGAAGAGCUGGCGUCCAAGCGCGUUGACAUCCAGAACAAACGCUUCUACCUGGAUGUGAAACAGAACGCCAAAGGCCGCUUUCUGAAGAUCGCCGAGGUCGGGGCUGCGGGAAACAAGAGUCGCUUGACCCUGUCUAUGUCAGUAGCCGUGGAGUUCCGAGAUUACUUGGGUGACUUCAUCGAGCACUACGCACAGCUGGGCCCCAGCCACCCGGACACGGUGCAGGACGAGCCGCGGCGAGCGCUCAAGAGCGAGUUUCUGGUGCGGGAAAAUCGAAAGUACUACAUGGAUCUGAAGGAGAACCAGAGGGGGCGGUUUCUGAGGAUCCGACAGACCGUGAAUAGGGGCCCCGGCUUGGGCACGGCGCAAGGCCAGACCAUCGCUCUCCCGGCGCAGGGGCUCAUCGAGUUCCGCGACGCUUUGGCAAAGCUCAUUGAUGACUAUGGCGUGGACGAGGAGCCAGCGGAACUGCCCGAGGGCACGUCGCUCACCGUGGACAACAAACGCUUCUUCUUUGACGUGGGCUCAAACAAGUAUGGCGUGUUUAUGCGGGUCAGCGAAGUGAAGCCGACAUACCGCAAUUCCAUAACUGUGCCGUGCAAAGUGUGGUCCAAGUUCGGUGCCACGUUCUGCAAAUACGCGGAUGAAAUGAAGAAGAUCCAGGACAGGAACAGGGAGAGGAGGGCGCGCGAGCUCUUACCGGAGGCCCUGCACGGUGAUGACGGCGAUGAGGAUUAAUGGACGUGACGCUUAACGGCGAGUAAGGAAUACAAAGAUGAGACGACUACAGACCAUGUAAACAAAAGUUACUGUAAAAGAAAAGGAGCGAUGAGAGAUUUCAAGUGGAUCGUCAUUCACACAACACACAUAGAUUUACAGUUGCAUCACUUCGUUCAUCCACCGGUUAUUAUCCAAUUACUCAACCAUAUAACAGUAAGCCGCUGCUAUCAAUAACACGAUCCACUAACUGCGUCCCAGACGGUCAGAAUGUCAUAAGUCGGAGUGUGUCUAUUUACCCAUGCGUUUUUGUACACGUCUAAACUAUUAAACAGUACUGUUCCAAAGUGCAAAUUGAAAAGAAAAAAAGGAAAACAGAAAUGCUAAGACAUUCUAGCUUAAAGCUACUGUAUUUGGGAAUUUGUGAACCAAAUUUUUAAUAUGAUAAAAAGGAAAUCUCCGUUUGAAGGUACGUUGAAGAUGAAGGUUUAAGAUGCUGUAGGUGUUGUGAGCUCUGCGCACAGUCCGUCUGCUGAAAGGAUGUCCAUCCCGACCGACCCGAGGCAUGUGAGGAACUCGUGCAGUUGUAAUCAUAUGCCUUUAUAAAAGCAUAAAGACCAAAGGAGAUCGUAUUAGCUCGUCAUGCAACAUUUGUUCUGUACUCCAGGUUUAGAAAGGAGAGUAACAACGCAGUGAAGUCGGGGGUCGGAGAGACUAUUAUGCUAUUAUGACCGAUAAACGUUUAUUUCUAUUAAAUACAUCAACCCUGUUGCACCAUGCACAGCAAAAUCCACAAUGUUGAAGCCACAGUGCUCAUUUCAUUCCUCUGAACCCAAAUGAGCAUGGUGUCAGUUCAACGCUGGGGAUUUUGCUGUGGGCCCACUGCCGUUUGGGCACGUUUCAUUAAAGUGCUAACUUAGAAAUACAAAUUUAUGAUUUUGUGAAUCAGAUGUAUUUAGAUUCUUAUUAAAAAAAAAUACCCACGUUUUCUGUGGGAUUUUCUUUCUUUUUUCUGUUGUUGGGGUGUUGGGGUGGGUGGUGGGGGUGUACUAAAACAAAAGGAGCUGUUCUACUAGUGUGAGCAUGCGCAGAUGUGUGGUGCCCCUGUACGGUGUGGCCACUACAACAUCCAAAACCAACCUGGUGCCUUAAUGCUUGCCACACGUUUACAUGCUUUAUGUGUCAUGCGCUUUUGAUCGCUGUUUGUCUUGCUUCUCACAACAUCCCUGUUGCUGUGCCACUUGUGGUGCUUCUAAAGGACUUUUUUGAACAAGCCAAACUCUACAGAGGCUCACGGGUUUCUCUUCUCUCUGCGUUCACCUAGGAGCACAGAUGAUGAUGACGAUGAUGAUGAUGAUGAUGAUGAUGAAGUGUGUUGAUGUAAACAUGGGUUAAGUCACACUGAGGCUGUGGAGGUUUGCUCCUUGUGCUCCUGAUUUAAAAAAAGUCCUUUGUUAGUGAAAAAAAGCCGUUAGGGAGACACCUUGCUGUCUAUGGCUCCAGCCCUGUGUUUUGCUCUUUGGGAUUAUGGCUGUAGGCCUGUAUAUGUUUGUAUGGUGCUAAUAAACCCCACUCGCCCGUUUACCUGUUUUGUCAGCCUUGCAAUUCUGACAUUCAAUUAAAUUUUGUCAGCCGCACACCACAUGUUGCUAUUCCAAAUUCUGCUAACAAAGUCUAUAGUGCUAGCGUUUCAGCCAGGGUUGCCAUAAAUAGGGAUAUAUUGAUAGAUCCAACAGACAUGAGUAGACGGGGGCCUUGGAAACAAAAGUGACCCAGGAAAACAAACUCUUCAUAUCUGGGGGUCUAGUGCAUGAACCUGUCCAAGAGCUUGUACUGGCACCCCUGGGUGAAGCAUCUUGUGCAAUAUUGUAGGUUAUAUGCCAAGACCUGCAUUCUCUCUGUGCGAUGUGGAUACAGCAUUGUGUCUUACCUAAAUAUGUGUGAACACAUGAGAAAUCUUUUAUGUUAUUGCUAAAUUUGUGACUGUUCUGACUGUUCCAUGCUGCUUAGUUCAAAGGUGGCUCUCCGUUGACCAUAUGCAGAACAUGUGCUUUUUUUUUCUGCCGGUUGCUUAGCAGCCACGUACCCGUGACGCAUGUGACGUUAAAGGCUGUCAAUGUCAUGUUAAACAGCUUAGUUUGGAGCUUCUCAAGCAGUUGAGAAUUGUUAGGUUGCUCAAUUUCUCUCUUUUAAUGGCACAAUGCUUCCUGUAUAAAGUCUUAAAUAUUUAUUUAAGAAAAAAUUCUAUUUGAAUAUUUUAUUAUAAAAAAAAGAAAUCUCGUAAAAUAUGACAUUAGUGCUGUUCAGCAACGUGGCAAGAUAAGUGUUCUUUUGUUAGAGCUAGAAGAUCGUGCUAAGAUUUGACAGCUGGUGUUUAUUCAAUACCUGGGAGAAAGAGAAAUGCAGUCAGGCUUGCGUGUUGUGUUUAGUGAGUCUGUGAACACCACAACGACCUGCUGACUCAGUGGGGUUUUCCAUUGGAGGACUCCCCUUUAUUAGGCCUGUACAAUCUUACAGACAACAUGGCUGCAUAUUUUCCUUUCCAGCCAAGCAGGAGCAGUAACUGAAGGCUUCAAUAAAUUGAUUUAACUUUGUGGCUCCUGAUUGGUUGGACCUUUACCCACAACGGAUGUCUGGGGAUAAGAUUAGAGACCUCUGUCCUAGGAGGUAUCCUCAACCUGCUAAUGAUGUGAGCACAAAAGAGCACUUUCUCACUCUGCCCCCCCUUCUUCUCAGCCUGGUUAUGUUUGGUGUAGAUUAUGCACUCCUCAAGAUGUGAGCUUUGUUGCUACACUUCUCACUUCUAAUGCAGAAGCUAUUUAAAUUUCUAUGUAUAGACUUUUCUCUAUUUUCUGGACUUUCCAUCUCCCUUUUGGGCGGUCAAGUUCAUUUUUUCCUAUCACUGCCCUGAUGUGAUUACCAAACUCUUCGAUGUGUGCCACAAAUGCAGUGACAUGAUCAGUUUGAUUAAGCUUCUUGUUUUUACACAAGACACUAACACAACUCAAAACUGGAAAUAAAAUCAAGACCUUUUUGCCCAAAAGGGUGUUUUCCUUGAACAGAUCAUUGCAAUCCUAAACAAAUCACAAAUAUACAGAUUGUUUUGCACUCAAAAGAUGUAUCUCUCAAUCAAAUGCACGUUUGUGUAUGAGGCUAAUUUGUUGGUGAAAAAGGAACUAUAGUCCAUUCUAAAGGUGCUAUUAAGUACUCAAUGCCUCUGUGAUUUCACUUUCUGCCUGAAAAACUGGCAGCGUUCCACUAAGAGUGUUCAACAUCACUCACUCCACACCAGCAAAGUUCUAGCUUUGCUUCCAAUCAACAUAGCGCUAUUUACUAAAAGGUGUACAUGCACUGUGGUAAAUAUAGAUAAAGAGCAAAACACACACACACAUGUAGUACUCUUGGUUCAUAUACAGGAAUGAAUCCUGAACGGUGCUCCAUCUGUGAGGUGGGGAACCUGAGUUAAGCUCAACAUAUUUCCUGUUAGUGGUGCUUCUUAUAUUGUCGUCUUUACUUAACUGUUAGUGUGUGUGUUUCUUACCAUCUUUGCUUUAUAGCUGUGUGAUGAAUUUAAAGCUCUGAUAUACAGGAAUGAAACCAGACUUAACAUUAUAUCACCUAGAAAGAGACAAGUAGGAUGUCCUGUGUGUGUGUGUGUGUGUGUGUGUGUGCGUGUGCAUGUGUGUGUGUGUGUGCAUGUGUGUGUGUGCAUGUGUGUGUGCAUUGAUGCUAGUUUUCAGUUCACUUUCCUGAAAUCACCAUCAGAUGCAGUUCUCAUGUUAUGGUCCUGAUGUGUCACAAGCUUAAGGCCUUGACCAGACUUGCUAAACAUAAACACAUUUGCAUAUUUCUGUCUUUCUACAUACAAAUAGAUUGUAUAGGUUUUGGGUUCAAGAUAUUUUGGACAAUAGGGAUGGGUUUAGUGUGAGAGGAAUCAAUAGGAAAUAAAAAGGAAGAUCCCUACAUAUCCCAUGUUCCAUCCCUGUUUUAUUCUCUAUGAAAUGUGUUGUACUGAAAAGAUUAAAUAUAUGACAUGUAACGUGUGUGUGUGUGUGCACAUAUAUAUAUAUAUAUAUAUAUAUAUAUAUAUAUAUAUAUAUAUAUA
Molecule: messenger RNA, 5040 nt
Organism: Tachysurus vachellii
Lineage: Eukaryota; Metazoa; Chordata; Actinopteri; Siluriformes; Bagridae
Gene: purab
Product: purine-rich element binding protein Ab
Exons: 1
Coding region: 108-956 (282 amino acids)
Biological process (GO): regulation of transcription by RNA polymerase II
Cellular component (GO): nucleus
Molecular function (GO): RNA polymerase II transcription regulatory region sequence-specific DNA binding; purine-rich negative regulatory element binding; DNA-binding transcription factor activity, RNA polymerase II-specific
Source: RefSeq, a predicted model, not a curated record